Molecule: messenger RNA, 2378 nt
Organism: Alosa alosa (allis shad)
Lineage: Eukaryota; Metazoa; Chordata; Actinopteri; Clupeiformes; Clupeidae
Product: melatonin receptor type 1C-like
Exons: 2
Coding region: 236-1300 (354 amino acids)
Biological process (GO): G protein-coupled receptor signaling pathway
Cellular component (GO): membrane
Molecular function (GO): melatonin receptor activity
Source: RefSeq, a predicted model, not a curated record
CAAAGCAAAUGACAUGAGGAAAACUACUGUCCGACGACCAGGAUAUUGUGUUUUAGCGAGGGGCUGCGUUUAAUUGAUUGGCCAUUUUAAUUACCAAUCUCCGGAAGAUGUCAGUGAUGGAAAUUCACCAGGGGCGAAAGUGGGGGACAGUGUUAUAUCAUUGUAAAAGUUGUUAGCUCGCUAUAUAAGUUAAUGUUGUGAAAAUAUCUACCGACGGAGACUCAUUAUCUUUGUUAUGGAUCUUGAUGCAAACGUGAGCACUGGAGAUUGUAUGUCCCGUAGCGCGAACGAGAGCCAGAAGACCGUGCAGCCUGUGUCCCUCGGCGCGACUACAGCGCUAGCCAGCGUGCUGAUCAUUACUAUCGUAGUUGACAUAAUCGGCAAUCUUCUUGUAAUUCUCUCCGUAUUCAGGAACAAGAAGCUUCGGAAUGCAGGCAACAUCUUUGUGGUCAGCCUGUCGGUGGCGGAUCUGGUGGUGGCUGUGUACCCCUACCCGCUGGUCCUGACAGCCAUCUUCCACAAUGACUGGAUCAUGGGCGACCUGCACUGCCAGGUGAGCGGCUUCAUCAUGGGCCUGAGCGUGAUCGGCUCCAUCUUCAACAUCACGGCCAUCGCCAUCAACCGCUACUGCUACAUCUGCCACAGCCUGCACUACGACCGCCUCUACACCCUCAAAAACACCUGCUGCUACCUGGGCCUCACUUGGGUGCUGACCGCCAUCGCCACCGUGCCCAACUUCUUUGUGGGCUCGCUGCAGUACGACCCGCGCGUCUUCUCCUGCACGUUCGCGCAGACGGUCAGCUCCUACUACACCAUCUCGGUGGUGGUGGUGCACUUCCUGAUUCCGCUGCUGGUGGUGUCCUUCUGUUACCUGCGCAUAUGGGUGCUCGUCAUCCAGGUGAAGCACCGCGUCAGGCCCGAGAACAAGCUCAAGGUCAAGCCCAGCGACCUGCGCAACUUCCUCACCAUGUUCAUGGUGUUCGUGCUGUUCGCCGUCUGCUGGGCGCCGCUCAACUUCAUCGGCCUGGCUGUGGCCAUCAACCCAGCCCGCGUGGCGCCCAACAUCCCUGAGUGGCUCUUCAUCACCAGCUACUUCAUGGCGUACUUCAACAGCUGCCUCAACGCCGUCAUCUACGGGCUCCUGAACCAGAACUUUCGCAAGGAGUACAAAACGAUCCUCCUGUCGCUGUGCACACCCAGGAUGUUUUUGGCGGACAACUCAAGAUGCGGCACAGAAGGGCUCAAAAGCAAGCCCUCACCUGCCGUCACAAACAACAACCUGGCAGAGAUUCACUUGUGAGACAGAACAGUAUUAACGUACCGUAUUUCUUCCCGCACUGUUGACAUUUGUAUGGUUGUAAAUGUAAAGUUGAGCAUCACAUUGUGCCUUUGUUUUUCUAUUUUAAUUAACUUAGUAAAAUUGAUGCUUUGACUAAGAUUAUUAUUUAUUGUGCCAAACUAUGUGAUCUUUUUGCGAGUGUCUGUGUUUUUAAAUGGAAAUGGGAUAUUUACCUGAAGAAGGAUUAUUUUUUUCCCCUCAGAGAACAAUAUAUUAUCCCUGACAAGUUUUCAGUAUUACAGCAUCACAAACCCAAUAUCAGCAUUUUCUUAAAGGAAAGAUCUGGAGUUAAAACAAUCUAGGGUGUAUUUCUGGAUGAUAAAGACUUCAUCUGUAUCAUCAUGAAAAGGUUUGUUUGGGAGCAAAAUGACAGAAGGAGUUUUGGGCUAGACCACUGUUUGCAUUAGCAACAUGGUUAUAGCCAGCACUGUGCAGAUCUGGCUGAACAUGAUGCAUGUUUGUAUUGUAAGAUUCGGCCAGAUCUGAUUUGAUGCUUCCGGAACAUGAAAAAAGGCAAUGUGCUGCCUAUUUUGAGCCUUGUCAGUGGUUUGAUUUAUUUUGAUGUGGCUCCAUGCCUGCUGCUACAGGCUAUAAACUAUUUAGUUGCUAAUGAAAACAAUGGUUUAGCUCAAAACUCCUCCGAUUAAAAAACUCCGCCUCCCCAGGUUGUUUUAACUCCGGAUCUUUCCUUUAACGGAAGAAAAGAGAUCGAAAGGAGAAGAAACUGAAGAAAAGAAAGACCGAACAGUGAACACUAAUGCAGUUUUCAACGACAUCCGAAAGCAGCAGAUGGCUAGUUUUUUUUCUGCACAUGUCACAGGGACAUACUAAAUCAUUUUAGACCACACUUCACUGGGUCCUUGUCAUUCUGGCGUGUGAACAGGAACAUUAAUGAGCCUCCGAACAAACAGAAUCUAUAUCAUCGGAAUGCAGGUCCAGCUGGGAACACGCCCCGGCACAGGCCCAGUCCCGCCUCACACAACUCCACAGAACUUUUUUUGUCCGUGUUGGAUUCACACUGGUUACGGUGUGAUUUGCA